Messenger RNA from Penaeus monodon (black tiger shrimp), 336 nucleotides. Its product is annotated as ribulose-phosphate 3-epimerase-like. Gene Ontology annotation, cellular component: cytosol. Gene Ontology annotation, molecular function: D-ribulose-phosphate 3-epimerase activity; metal ion binding. The record is from RefSeq and is a predicted model, not a curated record. The transcript is spliced from 3 exons. Gene Ontology annotation, biological process: carbohydrate metabolic process; pentose-phosphate shunt, non-oxidative branch. Lineage: Eukaryota; Metazoa; Arthropoda; Malacostraca; Decapoda; Penaeidae. The coding region runs from base 1 to 336 and encodes 111 amino acids.
AUGCUGGAGCAAAAUUAUACACAUUUCCCCAUUGAAGCUACCAAAAAUGCAGCUGCCUUUGGGCCCGGAAAUCAGAGAAGCAUCCAGAGUGUUGGAAUUGCCAUAAAACCAGGAACAGCUGUAGAUGUAGUUGUUCCAUAUGUAGACCAGGUGGAUAUGAUUCUGGUGAUGACAGUUGAGCCUGGGUUUGGAGGACAGAAGUUCAUGGCAGAUAUGAUGCCAAAGGUCAAAUAUUUGAGGGAGAAAUUUCCAGACAUGGAUAUUGAAGUGGAUGGAGGUGUGGGUCCCAGUACGAUUGAUGCUUGCACACAGGUAUGUUCUUUGGAGAUCAUUUAA